CGACCACACGCGGCUCAGUUGCGACGUUUAUUCGGCGUCCACCAUGCAGCACUACACUACACAAACACUCCGACUGGAAGGAGAAGCGCGAGAGAGAGCAGCUUGUCUUCCUGUAAACACUGCGCGCGUCCGCGGCUCACACUGUGGAUCAAAGCUGUGCUGGUCAUACUCAUCAUGGGCUAAGAGCAGCACGCCGGGAUUACGCGCUUCAGCCAUGGAGACGCGGAUUUUCUGCUCUGAUUUUCCUUUUUCCCCCUGAAGACAGGAAGCGCAAAUACUGAACUGAUAGAGGGGAUCCAUUAACCCUGUCGGCUUGUGUCUUGGUUUGCUCUGCUUGCUGUUCUUUUGGUCUUGUUUUUGGGGGAGAGAUGAUUGCAGAUUUGGUGUGUAGCGCUGUGGCUCUGGUCCUGUAUGUCAACACACUGGGCGCUGAUUUCUGCUACGAUGACAGCCGUGCUAUCAAAACCAACCAGGACCUGCUUCCCGAGACGCCAUGGACCAACGUGUUCUACAAUGAUUUCUGGGGUACACUGCUCACACACAGCGGCAGCCACAAGUCCUAUCGGCCACUCUGUACACUCUCCUUUCGCAUCAACUAUGCCCUGAGUGGCCUGGAGCCAUGGAGCUACCACUUGGCCAACGUGGCACUGCACUGCGCCGUAACGGCACUGUUCACGCACCUGGCGCGCCUGCUGCUGGGUACAGGCUGUUGGAGGCUGCUAGCGGGCCUGCUUUUCGCCUCGCAUCCUGUUCACACCGAGGCUGUUGCGGGCAUCGUGGGCCGGGCUGAUGUGGGUGCUGCGCUGUUUUUCCUCCUGGCAUUGCUCUGCUAUGUGGGGCAUUGUGACCAGCGGGCGGAGGGGGCACAGCGUCAGUGUUGGGCGUGGUUCGUGGGCAGCCUGGCCUGCUCAGCCUGCAGCGUGUUGUGGAAGGAGCAGGGUAUCACCGUGCUCGCCGUGGCAGCUGUCUACGACGUGUUUGUCUUCCACCGGAUGAAGCUGCAGCAACUCCCCGGAAUCUUCUACAAGAAGAAGAACAUGCGCCUCUUGCUGAGUGUGUUUCUUCUGGGCUCCUGGGGGAUCUUCUUGCUGGGGUUCCGCCUCUACUGGAUGGGCAGCAAACCUCCAAAUUUCUCCAACUCUGACAACCCUGCAGCAGACUGCCCAUGUUUUCUGACCAGGGCUCUCACUUUCUUCUAUCUGCCUGCCAUGAAUGUGUGGCUCCUCCUUUGCCCAGACAGGUUGAGCUUUGAUUGGUCCAUGGACGCGCUACCUCUUCUGAGGACCAUCACCGACUGGAGAAACCUCCAUACCAUAGUAUUUUAUGCCAUGAUGCUGGCACUGGCAUGGUUUGGCAUCUUUACUCGAACAUUCAAGGAGAAGGAGACAAAUGGGAAGGCCCAUGUAGCAAACGGAAAGUCCAGCACAAAUGGACACAGUUAUCAUUCUGACUAUGAACACUCCAUUCCAGACUCAGACUCUGUUCAGACAAAUGGGACCAAUGGGACCAAAAAGCACUAUAUAGCUAGGACUUCUUUGCCCACCACUGAGAACGUAGUGGUCUUCUCAUUAGGGCUGUUGGCCAUCCCUUUCCUCCCUGCCACCAACGUCUUCUUCUACGUCGGUUUCGUAGUGGCAGAGCGGGUCCUCUAUAUCCCCAGCAUGGGCUUUUGUCUGCUGGUGGCAGUGGGGAUGAGAGCACUCUGGAUCAGACUAAGGACGAACUCGUCCAGGACACUGGUGCUCGCCUGUAGUGCUUCUCUCGUGCUGUUAUUUGGAGUUAAGACAUUUCUGAGGAACCAGGACUGGCAUAAUGAGGAGAUGCUGUACAAGUCAGGGAUAACUGUGAACCCUGCUAAAGCUUGGGGGAACCUGGGAAAUGUUUUGAAGAACCAGGGGAACAUGGCAGAGGCUGAGCGAGCCUACCGAAACGCUCUAUACUACCGGAGGAACAUGGCCGACAUGCUGUACAACUUGGGUCUGCUCCUACAGGAGAGCAACAAGUUCUCAGAGGCGCUCCACUACUACAAGCUGGCCAUCGGGAGCAGGCCAACUCUCGCUUCUGCCUACUUGAACACGGGUAUCAUCCUGAUGAACCAGGGCCGCCUCGAUGAGGCCAAGCGAACGUUCCUCACCUGCGCUGACAUUCCUGAUGAAAACCUGAAGGAUCCUCAUGCACAUAAGAGCUCAGUCACCAGCUGCCUCUAUAACCUAGGCAAACUGUUGCAUGAACAAGGCCACCAGGAGGAAGCCCUGUCUGUGUAUAAAGAAGCAAUCCAGAAAAUGCCCAGGCAGUUCGCUCCUCAGAGCCUCUACAACAUGAUGGGCGAGGCCUACAUGAGGAUGAACAAGUUAGCUGAUGCUGAAUACUGGUACAGGGAGUCUCUCCGGGCCAAACCAGACCAUAUACCAGCACACCUCACCUAUGGCAAGCUUCUGGCCAUGACGGGUCAGAAAGCCGAAGCAGAGAAGUACUUUAUGAAGGCCAUUCAGCUUGAUCCCGCUAAAGGAAAUUGCUACAUGCAUUACGGUCAGUUUUUGCUAGAGGAGUCCCGCCUCCUGGAAGCUGCCGAGAUGGCGCAGAAGGCUGCUCAGCUUGACAGCGAGGAGUUUGAUGUGGUUUUCAGUGCGGCGCAUAUGCUCAGACAAGCCAGCCUCAAUGAUGCAGCAGAGAAGUACUACAAACAAGCUGCUAGCCUGAGACCUGAUUACCCUGCAGCCUUGAUGAACCUUGGUGCUAUCCUUCAUCUGAACGGCAAACUUCAAGAGGCUGAAGCCAAUUACCUGCGAGCCCUGCAGCUCAAACCUGACGAUACCAUUACCCAGUCCAACCUGCGCAAGCUGUGGAACAUCAUGGAGAAACAAGGCCUGAGGACAAUGGCCCCUUGACUCAAACACACUACGUGGGGUUCAGUGUGAAAGAUACCUUCUCACGCGAAGUGAUCCAUAUCUUUAGCAGUUCAGCAGGAAUUGUUUUUAGAGACUGAGAUGUUUCCCUCAUGGGGAAUUUUGGGAUAAAAAAAAAUUUGGUACGUUGGAGAACUUGCUUGAGAACUGCAAAUUUAACACAUGCAAGAACUUCUUUGGAAUUUUUGCCCUGUGCAGGACUUGGCGUUCUCAACAGGAGCACUUAAGUUGAAGUGGGCUGUUGGUACAUACUUGAAGUUUCUCAGUACUUUGGCUAUUAAUUAGAUAAAUGAUGCCUAACGGAAUAUGUAGGGCUGCGUUUGUCAUGAAGAAGUACAAAAUUAGGAAAGAACGAGUUUAGUGCUCAGAAACAAAAGAAGCAUUUUAAUAUCAUUGCGUUCCUUGAUUCAUAUGAUUAGAUUGUCUAAUCUUUAAGGAAGCUUUCUUGAUGCUGAUCACAGGAAUCACAUAGUCAACAAAGAAAAUCUGUCCACCUGUAAUGGUGCACCAUUGUUUUGGGGGGUUUUUAACCACAUUUUCCACUCUUUUUUUUCUUUUUUUUUAUCAUUGUUGCACUAUUGCCAAUUCUUAACGCCUAGCCAAUUCCCCCUUACUACAGUUACAAACAAGAGAGUGCAAAGGCUAGAACAUGCUUCCUCCAUGACAUAAUCUUUUCACAUUGCUGCUCUUGCAACAUCACAUAGCAGCUGAAAAUGCAUGAAGGAAAGCGUUAAAUGUUCUCAUUUGUAUGCAUGAGCUGACCAUUUCACACAGUUGACUAGUGAUGCAAUAAACUACCUGAAAGAGGCAAAUAUUGGCCACCUAUAACGGGCAACAAUGGCCAUCCCUCCAUCACCGAAAGGAGGGCUUUAAAGAAGCAAAUAAUGGCCACCAAUAAUGGUCAACAAUCGCCAUCCCUCCAUCACAGAAAGGAGGGCCAAUUAUUCUCUCGUGGAUGUCUGGCCACUUGUGUUUGUCAGGAUCCAAAUCCACAAUCUCCUAACAACAGGACGAACAUUUUACAGUUUAGCUAUUCAGCAGCCUCAAUCAUCUGUUUUUUGUAAUAUCGAGUCAUUGUCAUAUUUCACACAAUGUUUGGUCAUUAAUUUUUAUACAUUUCAUCUGCAAACAUAUUUGUCAAAUGAUUGCAUGAUAAUGAGUAAGCUCUGAAGGCGCUGACAAGAAAUGAUGAAUUGCCAUAUUGAACAUAAGAAAAGGUCAUAUACUGAAAUAAGCUCUUGUAGCAUUUUUGGCAUAUUAGUGUCAUGGAUGGUGAUCAUCGUUACAGUUGGAUUCAUUUGAAGUGUUUUGCCAAAAAAAAUGACAUGCGCCCAUGAAGAUAAUAAGCUACAUAUAGCUUGAAGGAUUUUUUUUCUUUAAAAAAAAAAAAAAAAGCAGCAAAACAUGUACUGUAGCACAGAUGGUUUCUUUGCUGGUUGUUCAUUUCUUUGCUAACUAAGAAGUUUAGUCUAUAAUUGCCACAGAGCUAAAUGACUUUCAGAUCACUUGACUCUGUGUUUUGCCCAACAGGGUUUUAUCAGUUGUAAACAUUGUACAGAAAUGUAUAGAUGGGAUGGUGUAGUAAUUUAGGUGUAAUCUGGACAGGAUUUAUGCACACAAUGCUACACUUUGGCCUUAUAGAAAUUUGUUCAAAUCAUAUUUUUUACUAUUUCAACCCAAAGCUUUAUCUACUAUAUAUGUGCUGAAGCCUACAGUCUGCCUUUUUCUGCCAUAUGAGUAACACAACCCGAAUCUCGGAUUUCUCAGUCAUUUUAAAGCAUUCAUUUAGAGUGUGCUGUAUUAUUUAUUUAUUUGGGACAAUUUCCAGUCUGUUCAUUUUUCUAGAUGGGUUAAUAAAAAUGACGAACAUUGGGCUCCAUUUAUCAAUCUUUUGGUACAGGCCAAACCAAACAGAACAUAUUUACAAAUGUUUCCCGAAAGCUAUUUUCCUUUGUCCUCACGUGUGUAUGUUGUUAAAUGCCAAUCCAUACAUUACCAAGUGUGUUAAUGGUAUAGCUUAUUGACAUUUAGUGACUCCAUAAAAGGUAAAGUUUGUGGUGAACGAGUGUCUUCUAAGCAUGGUGUGCGCUAAAUAUUCCAGUAGUGCAGCUCAGCCAUUGCAGCACAUCAGCUCCGAUAGACACACACUAACUCUUCCUCCUUUUAUAGGAUGCCAUUUCUUUUUGCUCAUAUUAAAUAGUUGGUAUCCUAUGGCUUCAUUUAUUAAUCUGUUUUGGAUUUCAUUUGAAAUUAAGUUUUACACAAUGUUCACUAAAUUAGUGUGUGCAGUUGAAAUAAGUAAGCUAUUUAAAGUUGUAAUCUGUAUGUACAAAUGCAGUAACAAUUAUAUGAUUGUAAGCCUGUCAGUGGAGGUUUACAAUAGUGAGUCGCCUUAUACAUGAAUCUGCACAAAGUCUCAUAGGAUACGGAAAGGUUUCUAUUCCAAACUAAUAGAAUUUUCAUGAAUGGCAAAUUUCUUGAAUAAAUUCCCUUUGGGAACGAUUUACAAAUAAAUUUAUUCGUAUCCAGUGCGAUAUAUGAGGCCCAAUAUCACAUACUGGAAAUAUACAUUUGAAUUUGUGUUUAAUUUGGAAAUGGAUCAAGCUUACAGUUUAAAGAUGAUUAGGUAUGAGACUCAGAGCAUCACCUACAGCCCAUGUAUUUCCAAGCUGGCACCAGGCUUCAUGUUCCUCCAGCAGUAUGAUUCCACAAAUAUCCCCUGAUUAAAGACAUUUUUUUCUCUGCUCUGUCAGAACAAAGCCUCUCUGAGCCAAACGUUUAGCUAAAAGCUCUGCCAGUUGGAAAACAAUUCGUUGAUGCAACAGUGCUAAACAGGAAGCGCUUGAGCUACUACAUGGCCAUGUUCUUCUGAUUGCCUUUCACUUGGUUUCACAGCAAAACUGUAGCCGAAUUGUGUCAGAUGCAAAGCUCUGAGUGUCUCCUAACCAAAUAUAAACCGCAUUACACUCAUCUAACAAUGCACAGCCAUAGGUUUGUAAGGGAUUGUUUAUAUGUCAUCUUGGUGUUUAAUUUUUGUGAUUUUAUCACUCAUACUGAAUUUUAGUGUAUAAAGUAAACGUAAUAUAUGCCAUUAUGUAAAAUAUACCUGAGAUUUCGCGAAGAACAGUGAGCCAGAAAUCACUAAAUCCUAACAUCCACUUCUCUUUCUAUCAUUUUUUUCUCUGUUUUUAUUUCAGAUGUUAAUAUUUGUACGUAUCGUGUGCAAAUAUAUUACUUGUAAUUAACUUUCAUGUACUGUAGUCAACCCUACCACUAGCUCAUGUUUUUCUUGUUUAUUUCAAAUCAUGAAGAAUAUUCAGCUUUUAUUUUAUUUUUUAUUUUUUUUUUAAAUAAGUUUGCUCACUAUAUUUGAAAGGCAUAUUAUUGGAUGUUUAUCAGAUUUUAAUUUAUUUCCAUUGUGGUGUCUUGUAAAAAAAAAAACGAAAAAAAAAACGAAAAAAAAAAACUAAUAAUAAACCAGCUGGCACUGUGUUGUAUAACCAAGUAACUGAUAUCCAUCUAUUCUUUCUUUCAGAGCCAUUUUUGUAAGCACAUUGCUAUUUAUAAUAGGGUAGAAAUAGCCAACCUGUUAACUGCCCUACUCUUAAAUCAGUUGGGGUUUUUUUGUUGUUGUGUUUUACGAUGGGCAUUCAUCUAUAAUCUCAAUAACAUAAGCAUAUUUUACAAUCAGGCUUACUGGAUUAUAAUUAAGGAAAAAUGCAAGCAUUGUGCCACUAUCAUUGUUCCUUUGCUUCUCCCUGUAUUUGACCUCACCACAGCCCAUCUCCUCUCCAUAAAUCUUGGCUCAUGAUGGAUUUAAAUGGCUAAGACUGUGUUCAGACCAUGCAGUGUGUAGCUAUACUCAGCUAUACCAUUACGUGCGAAAGUAGUGCAUCUUUACCACUGUCCUUUUUCUUCACUUGUACAAAAUGAAAACCAUUAAACAUGAGUCUUGCGUGUGUUUGAAUUUCCUCAGGGAUUUCAGUCAGGGGGGUCAUCGCAGAAGAGUGCUUAUUGAGCACUGAGAGUUUACUUAAAAAAAAUUUAAGUGUGUUGUAUUUGUAUAAAUUAUCAAUUUGUAGCGUUCCUUUCUUCCCUUUUUGUAAUAUAAAAUAAAAUAUGUGCCAGAUAUGACUUUUGCUCAUAUCACAAGCUGGA
This is a messenger RNA of Ictalurus punctatus (channel catfish), 7064 nucleotides long. RefSeq names its product transmembrane O-mannosyltransferase targeting cadherins 2b (gene tmtc2b). Gene Ontology annotation, molecular function: mannosyltransferase activity; protein binding. Gene Ontology annotation, cellular component: endoplasmic reticulum membrane. The coding region runs from base 369 to 2888 and encodes 839 amino acids. Gene Ontology annotation, biological process: protein O-linked glycosylation via mannose. The record is from RefSeq and is a predicted model, not a curated record. The transcript has 12 exons. Lineage: Eukaryota; Metazoa; Chordata; Actinopteri; Siluriformes; Ictaluridae.